Messenger RNA from Cylindrotheca closterium, 1803 nucleotides. NCBI's taxonomy places the organism in Eukaryota, Bacillariophyta, Bacillariophyceae, Bacillariales, Bacillariaceae. The record is from the annotation of a GenBank genome assembly.
AUGAGUGUGAGUGCAGCCAGUAGCGUGCUAAACGAACCAUUCAAUGGGCCAUCAGCUUGCUUCGGCUUUCGCUUUGGGCAUCCUGCAUCUUCAAAAGUGCAAGAAAAUACGAAUUUAUCGGACGCACCCGAGAGCAAGGAAAUUGACAACUUAUUGGCCUCUGCCAUGAAUGGUCUCACGUUCGAAGAACGUCAAAGACAUCUUGAGAUUGUCCAUGGUGUAUCCACAGGAAUUGAGGGAAUUGAGGAAAACGAUGAGACGACUAGUGGUGCCACUUUGGAAUUGCUGAGACACUUAGAGAAACUGAAGGCCGGAACCGCGUACGAAACUGCGGAGAGAUUGGAAUCUUCCUUUGUCAACGACCGAAAAUUCCAACUCAUGUUUCUGAGAGGAAAUGAAUACAAUACAAAGGCUGCAGCAGAUCAAGUAAUUCGGUUUUUGGAGAUGAAGCAGCGUCUGUUUGGAAAAGAGAAACUGACAAAGCAGAUCACCCUGAAAGACUUGGAUGAAGACGAUAGAGACUUUCUCAAGACAGGAACCAUCCAAUUGAUCGGGAAAGAUCGGAUGGGCCGCGUCAUAUGGUUUCAACUGCCUAGUUUGCGCAAAUUCAAAUCUAUCGAAAACGAACUCCGAGCUCGGUUUUACAUGGCAACGAUUCUAUUGAAAUCAGAAGAGGUUCAGAAAAAGGGCAUCGUAACAGUGACCUAUGCGAUUGGAGAAUUUCGCGAUAGUGUGCAGGGGGAAGGAUAUGUGGAUGUUGUCAAGCUGAUGAUGGCGAUUCCCUUUUAUCAUGCUAGCUUUCAUAAUUGCGUCGGCACACAUCUGGAGAAAAUACUCGGAAAGGCUGCUUUGGCGGUCAUCCCCGCAUCUCUUCGGUCUCGUGUUCGCAUCCAAUUUGGUUCCCAUCUAGAGACUCAAUACACUCUUUCGACCUAUGGUAUUUCCCCCACACUAUUCCCAAUCACGCCACUGUCCAAUAAAGUAAGACUUGAUCAUCAUUUGCAAUGGUACGAAGCGGCGUUGGUCAGAGAAACGGAUGAUGUCAUGGACACUUCUUCCAUGGAUGCUUCCACCAUCAGCACCACAGCCAUUACUAACGAUCCAGGUAGUAAUGCUUUGGUGAUCAUGGCAUCAGAUGUCAAGCCAUACGAUGUUUUAUAUGACUAUGGACGAACCGUCAAGCACGAAGGGAAUGAACUGGUCCGGGCUUUGAUCCGCGAACAGUCCGUCGCCUAUGAUGCAGGUAGUAACAUGGGGAAGCGAGAAGUGAUUGAAGACGUCAUUCGAAACGUCGAAGACAAAGGAGGACGAUUCUUGAAAAUGGAUGAGGCUUCUGGCGGAUAUAUAGAACUGACGAAGAACCGAAUCCGGUCCAAGGUAUCCCAGAUGUUUCGUAACUAUCGACGACCCAGAGGAAACACGGGACUUCGUAUUGCUGAAAAUCAUCACGAGACAAGUCGUGGUGGUGGUCAACAAAUAGGAGGUGAGUUAUCCAUAUUGCCAUUGAUUGAUAGCCCAGGCCCAGACGAUGUAGUUCUUGGUCGAAUUGGCAAGGGAAAGGGAAACGACACGAUGCUACUAUUGGUCAAGAAGUAUGGUGACCAAUAUGAUGGAGCCACACGAGGUGAGAAAUCACGCAUUGCGGGUUCCAUCGUUCAACAGAUCAAGAGUGAAGGUGGUCGAUUCGUCCAACCAUUGGAAGAAGGGGGGUGGGAAGAGAUACCGAAUGAGGUUGCAAGAUCCAAGGUAGCGAAAUGUUUUCGAAACAGUCGGCGGACCAAGAAUAAGAGUACUCUCCCAUGA